GUAUACUUUGUGUAUAUCUGAUAUAUGGAGCAAGUUUUAUGGGGCGUAUAGUAUUACCGCCAUCAAACAUGGCGUACAAUCUAAUCUUGGCCAAGCAAUCAAUGGCCGUCCCUCCAAAUGGAAAACUAUAGACUACACUUGGGCCCAGAAUAUGCCAAUUGCGGCUGUAGUUUGGCUUUGAUUACGCUUUGAAAUGCACGGUACCGAUCCUGUGAUGGACUGGGACAGCGACUUCGGCAUCCAUGUCGCCGUCUACCUGUCCCUGGUGUUUCUAUUUUUCUGCCUGCUCCCACUGGCCUGCUACUACAUUCGGGUGGAGAGCAAAACCCUGGCCAAGAUCUGUCCACCGCGAAGCUGUCGACGCCGUCAGCCGAGGAUCAGGCCGCAACGAUACGACAUUGGAAUCGGAUACGGAAUGGGAAUUGACCGCCAAGGUAAUGUGUUCACAGUGCCGGAGGAACGUUCGCACAACCGCUACGGCGACAUAUUCUUCAUUGAGCCCGGCAGCGAGGAGGCCAACCGCAUCCGCGAGCAGCUGGAAAAGGAUGACAAAGAACUGCCUAGCUAUGAUGAGGUGAUGCGCAUGUGCAACCUUACCACGCCCACUUCAGCGGCGGCGGGUGUGCCACAAACGCCACUCCCCGAGCCUCUGGGUCCCAUCGGAAUCGCAGCGCUUCCGGCACCUCCAUAUUCGGAGACGGAUCCCCACUCGGAUGCAGGUGGCGCUACGGUAAUCGCAAUGGAACCGGUGCAGCCGUCCACAUCCCGUGCCGCACAGGUCCUACCGACGGCGGCACCCCCUCCGAUUUCAUCCCCAGCUUCACAGACAACAGUUUGAGGAGGGAUCCUGGAACUAGAACUGAAACCAGGUGCCACUCUGGGCCAUACAAAUCUCCGUUUGUAUGCGCUUAAAAUACAGAAAUGAACAUGUGUGAUCUUAUUGAGUACAUAUUUAGUUAAGCCUUAGAGAUUAGUUGUGAGCUAUUGUAUAUAAAUAUUUAUAAAAUAUAGGAUGAAAAUUAAAGAAA
Messenger RNA from Drosophila bipectinata, 1028 nucleotides. RefSeq lists its product as uncharacterized. Lineage: Eukaryota; Metazoa; Arthropoda; Insecta; Diptera; Drosophilidae. The record is from RefSeq and is a predicted model, not a curated record.